Clupea harengus (Atlantic herring) is the source of this 1952-nucleotide messenger RNA. It is a transcript of the gene tspan6, whose product is annotated as tetraspanin 6. Gene Ontology annotation, cellular component: plasma membrane. NCBI's taxonomy places the organism in Eukaryota, Metazoa, Chordata, Actinopteri, Clupeiformes, Clupeidae. The record is from RefSeq and is a predicted model, not a curated record.
AAGCGUCGACGGAAAAAAAGUUUUCCAGCUGAAAGACAUUCGCAAGGGUUCUUCUAAACCUAUACUCUACUAGCCUCUGUGUCAAACUUGUUAAAAGGCAGAAUGUCUCCACCAUCUAGAAGGCUACAAACCAAGCCUGUGAUAACAUGUCUCAAGACGUUUCUUAUUUCGUACAGUCUCAUAUUUUGGUUCACAGGAGUGAUCCUGCUAGCUGUAGGGGUAUGGGGUAAGGUGAGCCUGGAGCCCUAUCUCCACCUUGACACAGAGAACAGCACCAAUGCACCAUAUGUUCUCAUCGGGACCGGAGCCAUCAUCGUCAUCUUUGGCCUGUUCGGCUGUUUUGCCACAUGCAGAGGCAGUCCGUGGAUGCUGAAACUGUAUGCAAUGUUCUUGGUGUUGGUUUUCCUUGCUGAACUAGUGGCGGGCAUCUCUGGUUUCAUCUUCAGACAUGAGAUCAAAGGAAUCCUAGAGGAUGUCUACACAAAUGCUCUUAACUCCUACAACAAAACAGACUCCAAAAGCAUGGCUGUGGAUAAAAUUCAGAUAAAUCUUAAGUGCUGUGGAUUGCACAACUACACUGACUGGAAAAUCAGGCCCUACUUUGAGCAUCAUGGCAUCCCAGAGAGCUGCUGCAAAGACGUUUCUGCCUGUAACCCUGAGUUCCUCAAGGACCUAGACCAAGCUGCGAAAGUGGUUAACCAGGAUGGGUGUUUCUCAAACGUGACUAGGGCCAUGGAGUCUAACCUUGGAAUCAUUGCUGGAAUAUCUUUUGGAAUUGCUUUCUUCCAGCUCAUUGGAAUAUUCUUGGCCUGCUGCUUGUCUCGGUACAUUACCAAUAACCAGUAUGAAAUGGUUUAGCAGUGUUCCCUGCCUCAGCUACACCAUAAUAUGCUGGAUUCUUUGGCUACACAAGAUGGAGGCUUGCACAAAGGGAACCUGUAGUCUUUUAAUUUUUAUACAUAUACACCUUAGCUGUCCAUUUCUUUUUAGACAAUACUCCAGCUGCUUUUUAGAGAAAAGAAAAAAAGACGAAUAUAUUUCAGUUUAAUCCAGUUAGAAGUGUAUGUAUGGCGUGGAAUAGACAAGAUAAAGGAUCUGAUGUGUGGGUAAUUAGCUACGAUAUAUGUGCAAAGAUUUUUUUUUUUUUUUUUUUGUCGAUUGUCCUGAUUGCUUGCAACAAGUGCUCAAUGAAAGACGUGGGAUGAAAAUCAACUUUCAAGUGAUCAAUGCGUUACUGUAAUUUAUAUAGGAGUAAAUUAGGAGUAAUUUUGCUCUCUACGCAUUAGCUUGCAGUGACCCUCGCCUGAAAGGAAUGUUGACUUUGAGGAUUGAACACCAGAUGUCCUGCUUUUUUUUCUUCUUUUUUUUCCUUUUCAGCAUCCAUACAAAGUGCAGUGCAGCUUUAAAAGUAUCUAGAGUUUACAUUGGUUAUAUAGAUAAAUAUGUAGAAUUGACUUGAGCUUUUUUUGUGUCAGUGGACAAAUGGCGUGACUUUAUAACAAGCAAAUUUAUUGUAGCUGUAAAUUAUGUGAAAUGUUUCGUGCAGAUAUAGGAAGUGAAGUCUGAAUCUGGGGGGUAAGGGACGAAUUUGGUGGAGACAGGAGAGCUGUUCAUGUUUUCUCAAAGAUGACGUACACCAGUGAGUGGUGAACAUUGUGGUUAGAGAGCAGGUUCACAGGACUGUAUCAGAGUUCUUUAACACAUUCACAUUACAUUCAAUCUGUAGGCUAUGUCACCAGAUUCCAUAAAAGGGACGUCUCUCAGAUGAUUUCACGUUUCUGCUCUCUACAUUUCAUUGUGAAGUACAUUCAUAUUGAUUGAUGUAAUCUCUUUGACUGUUGUAUUUUUAAUAAGUAAGCUCUGUCAUAAUUAAUUUCAGUAUUAUUUGUUCAGGUUUGGAGAAGGCAUAAAAAAAUACUUGAAAAUUAAAAUACUAAUUUUCAUCUAAAAAA